UGGACGUGUAGCUGCUUCAUGGUGGAGAGGGAGUGGCAUCUCGCGUGGAGCUUUGGAGACGGCGGAGGAGAACGACGGCGCGGUGGGCAUCGCCGGUGACGUUUGUUGUUACUUGUUAGCGGGCCACCGCAAUGGCAACGCCGCCGCCAGCGUUCGUGUACCGGAUCAGCACGGGGGAUGAGUGGGCGGAGCUCCAGCGCACCGGCGGCACCCUGGGCGGCGACCUCGACCGCUCCACCGGCUGCUUCCACCUCAGCGACCUCGCCCAGGCGAAGAUGACACUAAAGAAUUAUUUCCGUGGGCAAAAUAAUCUAUACCUGCUACAAAUUGACACUGCCAAGAUUGCAGAUGGCUUAAUCUAUGAGGCAGCUGAUGGCUGUAACUAUUUCCCUCAUUUCUAUGGCCCUGAUCGGAGCUUUGCACCCCUUCAACUAAGUGCUGUUGUGAAGGCGGACAAAAUAGUGCAGGCAAACAAUAAUUUUUCUUGCAGUCUACUUGAUGGAGCGGCCAUCUAAUUCUGAUGUGUAACCGUAAGGUAAGAAAAAAAAGAGGGCAUGGAACACCGAAUACCAGGAUUGGCAAGUCGGAGGUACAGGUUCUCGCCAACGGUUCUCUUCUGAGCAUCAAUAAGCUCCCCUGACCA
This is a messenger RNA of Triticum dicoccoides, 643 nucleotides long. RefSeq lists its product as uncharacterized. Lineage: Eukaryota; Viridiplantae; Streptophyta; Magnoliopsida; Poales; Poaceae. The record is from RefSeq and is a predicted model, not a curated record. The coding region runs from base 132 to 515 and encodes 127 amino acids. The transcript is spliced from 5 exons.